AUACGUGUAGUAGAGUGUUGUAAUAGUCAUUUUUGUUAGUGUUUUUACCUUUAGACGAAGUGACAGUGAUGGGAAAGAAAUAUAAUAAGAAGUAUUUGCCUCUCACUCGCCGCAGAGUUUCAUUCAAGAAAGGAUGGAUGAAAAGGCGAAAGUUAUUAGUGAAUCAAAAGAGAGAGCAAGACAUAAAAGACUUGUUGUCGGAGAUGUGCCAAAUUGUUAGCAAUGAAUCCAUCGAUUUUGAGAAAUCCGUAUUUCCCAAUACGAUGAAUUCAAAAGCUUUUGAAAUAAAACAGAACUAUAAUACAGAUUCAAAUAUCUCAACAAUGCAAUGUCACGAGUCAAAUACAAAUAUGUAUGUCGAACAAGAUAUUCGAUUUUUUAAAGAUAAUGACGAAUCAAUUGACGAAUCAAAUGACUUGAGAAGCGUUGAGGCUAUUGACAAUAAAUCCAUCGAUUUUGAAAAAUCAAUACAACUAUUUACCGAUAUGAUGGAUUCGAAAAUGCUGUAUCAGGAAUCAAAUACAGAUCUAGAGGUCACGGGUAUCUCUCGCAGUGGCCGUGUAAGGAAGAAGUCCUCCAAGCUCGUUGACUUUGAGUCCCCCGAUGACCUUACGGAGAAUAAACUCAAGCGACAGAAGGCGCAACAGAUACAAACCCAACAACUUUUGGAUCAGUAUGAAGUACAACAGCAGCAACAGCAAAUAUUACCCACCCAAUCUAACCAAAUUGGGCGACAGAGAAAAAAUUCAGGUUCCAAUCAUGUCCAGCAAAGGAUCAAGGUGGAAUCCCUGUCCGAUAAUGAGAUGCAAUCGUCAGGUUCAGAAUCCGACGAUCCCUCUGGGAUAAACGAGGAUGAGAGAUACAGCAUGGACUCUGGAAGCGACAAUGAAGUAGACCCUCUUAUGAUCGACGAUAGAGAAACGGGAUUUAGGAAGCUAGAACCACCAUCAGGUCAGGAAACACCAUCGCAAGCAAAUAGUUUAUAUAUGCUUGAAAAAUGUAAAAAAAAGAUUAUUAUUAAGGAUGGGAAAAUUAUAGGCAAAACAAAGGCACAGCGUAAAGACAAAGGGAAGACGAGAUUUACCGCUUACAUGCUAUGGGCAAAGAAAAUUAGACAAGAACUAUUAGAACAAUCUCCUUAUAUGGAUUUUGCGGCAAUUUCUAAGCGAUUAGGAGAGCUGUGGGCUACAGUACCACAUCUGGAAAAAUAUAAUUGGCGUAGACGCGCAAAACGCCUAGCAGCAAAACCUCAUUCUUUACCAGCAAGUAAAGAUGAGCCUAUCUGGAAAAUGCCACCACCCGCCUCGCGAAAAAAAUUCAUUAAUAAAAUUGGUAAUGGGAAAGAAACGAAGACUGCUUCUGCAAAAAAGACUAUCCAACUUGGCAUGCCGUCUGUUGUCGGGAAUAUCCCAAUCUCCCCGCCGUCGAAUCGCACCGGUAAAGAUCUAGUCAAUGAACCGGUGAUAGGCACGGGAAUGUACAAGGUGAUUGGAACGCAGCCGAUUGAUGUUGCGGCUCAUCUCAAACUACUUGGCGAGAGCUUGACGAUCAUUGGGGAGCGUUUAAAGGAGCACGAUGGUCAAAUAGCAGUCUCUGGCAGUCUUUCGGUUCUGUUGGAUUCGUUGCUCUGUGCCUUAGGUCCAUUAAUUUGUUUAACGCAACAAUUGCCGGAAACUAACGGAGCUAAACCAGAGACGCUUUCCCAAAUGCUCGAUAACAUUGCUUAUCUUAUGCCUGGUCUAUAAUAUAUGUACAAAAUGUUUAAAGCAUAACAGUUAUCGGUAAUUGUGUAAAUAUGUGUAUGAAGUUAGAUAAAAAUGAGUAGAAUGAAAUUAUGAGCGUGAAAACAAAAAGAAAAAUGUAUAUCGUUUAUUUGCAAGAAAAAUUUAAAUCUUUGACACAGAUUGUCAUUCUAUUUUCUUAUCUAUAAAAAAAUAGCACAU
Molecule: messenger RNA, 1943 nt
Organism: Camponotus floridanus (Florida carpenter ant)
Lineage: Eukaryota; Metazoa; Arthropoda; Insecta; Hymenoptera; Formicidae
Product: HMG box-containing protein 4
Exons: 7
Coding region: 69-1745 (558 amino acids)
Source: RefSeq, a predicted model, not a curated record